GCAUGAAGUUAGAUGCGAUCUGCCAAGCCGAUCCCAAAGACGAAGAAAAAGAACCUGGCAACGCGACGCUUAGCAUCCUGGGAGUGGCGGUUGAUUCAAUAUGGCGGCAGCUUCAACGGGAAACCACUCAGGGUUUGUUUGGAUUAACGACACGUCAGAUGAAGAUCAACCUGUGUAUAUUCCAGGUGUGAGCAGAACGGGGAACUUACGGACAGCUUAUAAGUCUGGCUCAUGCAACAGUGAGCGAAAGGUGAAGAUGAGGGCGAAGUAUGGCAGUGAGAUCCAAGCUGAGGCUCCUCUUAGAUGUGGUAGAAAGAAACUAUCCCAACCUCUUUCCAUGUCCUCUGUCUCGGGGUCCUCCAUUGAUAGUGGGCAGCAUCUGUCCCUCCCUGCAGCAACAAUCCCACCCCCCAGCCCAGCUACACAGCAUUGUCUUCUGAAAGACCCAAAGGCACUUUCUGUGGUGACCCAAGCUAAGAGCAGGGCAUCUCUGAAGGACCUCUGUCCUGAGGAUAAACGGCGCAUUGCCAGCCUUAUCCAGGAACUGGCCAGAGUGAGUGAGGAGAAGGAGGAGUCAGUACAGAGGCUGAGGAAUGAACAGGAGACCUUUGAGCGCAAGAUUCUACAGCUUGAGCAGCAGAACCAGCUCAUUGUAUUGGAAAGAGAGGGUCUACAGCAGCAGUACCGGGAGUGCCAGGAGCUGCUGGGGCUCUACCAACAGUACCUCUCCCAGCAGCAGGAGAAACUCAACCAGUCCAUCGCCCAGCUCAGUCACGCCCACAAAAAGGCCCCCAGCAGUGAGGGAGGCUCCACCAAGCCUAGCAAGGAAGAGAAGGCCACAGCUUGGGAUGGCUCCUACUUGGGUCUGCCCACUGCUGGAGGAAGCAGGCCAAAUGGAGGUGAAAGGGAGAAAAGGGAUGGAAGUGGUGGCAUGGGAAGAGUCCUGCCUCUUAGUCCCGCCUCCCCCUCAGCCUCUCCCUACUCCGCCUUCAGUGACCGAUCCCAUGGACCAGUCAGACAUUGUGUCUGCCAAGGAAGAGGGGUCCAUAGCGAGCCUCGCCCAUCGUCCAGCCCCAGCAGAAGGGACCACCUGGUCAGUGGAGGGUUUCCCCACAGAAACAAAGAAGAUCCUCAACUCCGCAACACCAGCCCGCGGUGCCACAAUGGGCCUGGUGAACCACCCGAAGAUAGCAGAGGUGUAACUGGACCGCAGGUGUUGCUGCCCGAAGGGGACCCAGCAGGUGAGGGAGUAGGAGCACAGGGGGCCCUCACAGCACCACUCUUGGGCCGGGAGGACUGGGAGGAGAGGAGGCACCGGCUGCUCUUGCAGAAAAUGCAGCUGGAGGUGGAGAGGGAGCGGCUUCAGGCGCGGCUGGCUCAGCAGGAAACGAGGCUGAUCCGACAAAACCAGGAGCUCCGACACACGCGCCUUGACUACAACAGAUUCCAGCAAGCCACCGCUGCCGAACUUGGCCAUUCCCUAACCAGAAACGGGGCUGAUCCUUUACCAAACAGCCAUGCACCACUCAGCGAGAUGAGAGGGUGUGACGAUGCGUGGGGCUUGGCUGAAACAGCCGAACCAGAAAUACCUCCACAGAAAGACACACUACCAAUGCUCUGUCAUGAGGCCAGGAGGGAUAUGGCCACCUCCCCCUUGGUUUCCCAAAGCGGUCCGGACGCCACACCUGUACCGGUGACACCCACCACUCUAACCAGGACCCCCCAUGCACGGUUGGACUCCUCCUUGAUUGAGUUAUUGCAGGUCUUCAGUCCCAUCUCUGGGCCUGAGCAAAACCGACCAACCUCCCAGCGAGAAUAUCAUGUCCGAUGUCCGCCCCCCUUAAGUACCCCCAAGCCAGCCCGCCAAACUCUGCUCUCGCCCUCUGGCCGCUACUGGGCCCCUGAACAGGAUCUGGAAGAGAGUCAGAUACUGGAAGAUAUCUUCUUCAUUUGCUAAGGCAGGGGUGAUAAAAGAAAAUGUAAAAAGAAUGAUUAAUAAUUUACUAAUUGUUCACUGUUGGCACUUAAAUUAAACCUGUGCCUUUUAUUUUUUCUUACAUUUUAUCCUAGAAUUUCCAAAACAAUCAUGAUUUUGUUGAUUUUCUAUUUUA
Molecule: messenger RNA, 2111 nt
Organism: Esox lucius (northern pike)
Lineage: Eukaryota; Metazoa; Chordata; Actinopteri; Esociformes; Esocidae
Product: KIAA1328 ortholog
Exons: 11
Coding region: 101-1957 (618 amino acids)
Source: RefSeq, a predicted model, not a curated record